Molecule: messenger RNA, 510 nt
Organism: Caenorhabditis sp. 36 PRJEB53466
Lineage: Eukaryota; Metazoa; Nematoda; Chromadorea; Rhabditida; Rhabditidae
Source: the annotation of a GenBank genome assembly
AUGCUGCUUUAUGUUAAAGUCCUUGCUAUUCUCACGGUUAUUCUCGGAAUUGCCGCCCAGGCCUCUCGGAAACGAGUCGAGUACGAGUCUGUGCCGCAGUUCUUGUUCCACAAUUCGAAAUUGUGUAAGUCUACAAUAUCCAUGUGCUUCUUGCAUUCUCAAUUUCUAGAUUUCACUAGCUUUGAGCUUCUGAGUCGAUUUUUGUCUUCUGGAGCUCAAGAUUUAUCAGAAAUACUCCAAUUUUCUUUUUUUUCAGGCGGCGAUCCGUUCUCCGACGCCGUUUGGCUUCCGGUCCUCGAUUUGUGCACAAUCGAGUGCGAUUUGAGCUCCCAGUAUUGUGUGGAAAACGAGGAAUUGGCUCAGCAGUGUAAAACUUGUGAGUUUCGAUGAAAAUAGGUGAGCAGAAGCGAGACAAUCAAACUUUCAGUGCCGGACGACUGUCAAACGCUGCUGCGAAAGUCGAUAAAGCAAAUUCAGCGGCAUAUUCGAUCGCAACGGAAUACUUCUUAA